Molecule: messenger RNA, 2156 nt
Organism: Alexandromys fortis (reed vole)
Lineage: Eukaryota; Metazoa; Chordata; Mammalia; Rodentia; Cricetidae
Gene: Herpud1
Product: homocysteine inducible ER protein with ubiquitin like domain 1
Exons: 8
Coding region: 16-1551 (511 amino acids)
Biological process (GO): negative regulation of endoplasmic reticulum stress-induced intrinsic apoptotic signaling pathway; endoplasmic reticulum calcium ion homeostasis; ubiquitin-dependent protein catabolic process
Cellular component (GO): endoplasmic reticulum membrane
Molecular function (GO): transmembrane transporter binding
Source: RefSeq, a predicted model, not a curated record
CAGCCGUGACUCGGGAUGACGCAACCACGGCGGGUUGCAUCAGCCCGCACCCUCGCGCUCAGCCCGCCCCAUCGUCGCCCUGCUCCGAGCGCUGAUUGGGCCACGUUGGGCACUGACCUCUGUCUCAGCCAAUGGGCUGCAGCCACAGAGAGCGCUGUUUGUCGGGCCCUGGUGCGCAGCGCCCAUAAAAGGUACCCGAGACGGGGGCGCGCGUCCCAAAGACGCCAAGUGUCGUUGUGCCGUGUCCGACGGCUGCGUCGCCUCCCGCUCGGCAUCCUUGAGCGCAGCCGAGCCGCAGACGCCGCAGGCAUGGAACCCGAGCCGCAGCCCGAGCCGCAGCCUGAGCCGCAGCCCGAACAGGUCACGCUGCUGGUGAAGAGCCCCAACCAGCGCCAUCGCGACUUGGAACUGAGCGGCGACCGCAGUUGGAGUGUGAGCCACCUUAAGGCCCACCUGAGCCGAGUCUACCCCGAGCGUCCGCGCCCGGAGGACCAGAGGUUAAUUUAUUCCGGGAAGCUGCUGUUGGAUCACCAGUGUCUCCGAGACUUGCUUCCAAAGCAGGAAAAGCGACAUGUUUUGCAUCUGGUAUGCAAUGUGAAGAGUCCCUCAAAAAUGCCAGAAGCCAGCACAAAGUUGCAUCAGGUCCUGUGCUCUGACCUUUGUGUUCCUCAGAGCACUGAACCCACAGAGCAGCCGGCGAACACUAAUCAGGCACAGCAUCCUGGGGAUUCCUCGAGUGAUGGUCUAAGGCAAAGGGAAGUUCUUCGAAACCUUUCUCCCUCCGGAUGGGAGAACAUCUCCCGGCCUGAAGCUGUCCAGCAGGCAUUCCAAGGUCUCGGGCCUGGCUUCUCCGGCUACACAACCUAUGGGUGGCUGCAGCUCUCCUGGUUUCAGCAGAUCUAUGCAAGACAGUACUACAUGCAAUACUUGGCUGCCACUGCUGCAUCAGGAGCUUUUGUCCCAACACCAAGGGCACAAGAAAUACCUGUGGUCUCUACACCAGCUCCAGCUCCUAUUCACAAUCAGUUUCCGGCAGAAAACCAGCCAGCCAAUCAGAAUGCAGCUGCUCAAGUGGUCGUUAAUCCUGGAGCCAACCAGAACUUGCGGAUGAAUGCGCAGGGUGGCCCUCUUGUGGAAGAAGAUGACGAGAUUAACAGAGACUGGCUGGACUGGACCUACUCGGCGGCCACCUUCUCCGUUUUCCUCAGCAUCCUCUACUUCUACUCCUCGCUGAGCAGGUUCCUCAUGGUCAUGGGCGCCACCGUGGUUAUGUACCUGCAUCACGUCGGGUGGUUUCCCUUCAGACAGAGGCCAGCUCAGAACUUCCCGGGUGAUGGUCCUCCUCCUCAGGAAGCUGCAAACCAGGACCCCAACAAUAACCUCCAGGAAGGCACGGAUCCUGAGACGGAAGACCCCAACCGCCUCCCCGCAGACCGUGACGUGCUGGACCCUGAGCAGGCCAGCCCAUCGUUUAUGAGCACCGCAUGGCUAGUCUUCAAGACUUUCUUUGCCUCGCUGCUUCCUGAAGGCCCGCCAGCUAUACCAAACUGAUGGUACUUGUGCUGUCGCUGGCGGCUUUGACAGCUUGGACUGGAUCGUCUGGCUCCAGCUCAUUGUCCUCACCUGGCGUGACUCAGCAGAGUCAUUGACAACCCACAGGGUGGCGGUGUGCUUUUGUGCCAAGCAGAAGCACAAACUAAGACAUGAAGCCGUGACACAAACUGAACAGGGCCCCUCAUGUCUUUAUUCUGAAGAGCUUUAAUGUAUGUAUACUGUAUGUAGUUUCAUAGGCACUGUAAGCAGAAGGCCCGGGUCGCAUGUUCUGCCUGAGCACCUCCCCAGAUGUGUGUGCAUGUGUGCUGUACAUGGAAGUCAUAGACGUGUGUGCAUGUGUGCUCUACAUGGAAGUCAUAGAUGCAGAAGUGGUUCUGCUGGUUCGAUUUGAUUCCUGUUGGAAUGUUCAAAUUACACUAAGUGUACUACUUUAUAUAAUCAGUGAAUUGCUAGACAUGUUAGCAGGACUUUUCUAGGAGAGACUUAUGUAUAAUUGCUUUUUAAAAUGCAGUGCUUUACUUUAAACCGAGGGCGACUUGGCAGAGGAAAAACCUUUGCUGGGUUUUCUGUUCAAUAAUAAAGUUUUGCUAUGAAUGACUGUG